Messenger RNA from Penicillium hordei, 585 nucleotides. RefSeq lists its product as uncharacterized. The transcript is spliced from 2 exons. NCBI's taxonomy places the organism in Eukaryota, Fungi, Ascomycota, Eurotiomycetes, Eurotiales, Aspergillaceae. The record is from RefSeq and is a predicted model, not a curated record. The coding region runs from base 1 to 585 and encodes 194 amino acids.
AUGCCAGCCAACUUACUUUUCUGUGUCGCGGAGGAGGCCAAACCUUUUAUACCUCGGGCUACGCGUGAAUACUCUACAGAUCCGACAUUCCCGCCCUUAUACUAUCUCGUUGAAUCAAAAGUCUGCCCGAAUAGCGGAGAGGGAUUUAAGAGUAAGCUCCAGGACUGCGAGACAUUCCAAUCGGAAUUCAUCGGUGCCUCUAUCGAGGAAUGCCAAGACUGGGCAAAAUCAAACUGGGAGCAAUUCAACUUCAUCGAACCGUGCGUCAUCGCCAUUGCAGAUGAGCGUAGCGCCCGAGAUGGUACUCUGCUUAUGAGCUACUACUGUCCAGUGGUUGAUGACCCAGAAGAUUUGGAAUUUGAAGGAUGGGGACGUCUUCCUCCAAAGGACGACACCUGGUACAACUUUAGAAUCGAGCAUCGUGCGGCCGAUCAGUUCAUCAUUUGUAUUACGGGGUCCCCGAUCGAUACGGCCAUGGAGACCUAUUUCGGACGUCCGGAGAAAUUUACCAACGGCGCUGGCGUUUUUGAUGUGUUCAAAGCACUCUCUUAUGUUCGCGGAGAGGGGAGUGAUCAGGAAUUUUAA